This is a messenger RNA of Antrostomus carolinensis (chuck-will's-widow), 2510 nucleotides long. Its product is annotated as histone acetyltransferase p300-like. Gene Ontology annotation, biological process: positive regulation of transcription by RNA polymerase II. The annotation marks the transcript as partial. NCBI's taxonomy places the organism in Eukaryota, Metazoa, Chordata, Aves, Caprimulgiformes, Caprimulgidae. The transcript is spliced from 17 exons. Gene Ontology annotation, cellular component: transcription regulator complex; histone acetyltransferase complex. The record is from RefSeq and is a predicted model, not a curated record. Gene Ontology annotation, molecular function: protein binding; transcription coactivator activity; histone acetyltransferase activity.
AUGGUCCUCUUCCCGACCCAACCCUGAUACGUGCCAAUGUGCCAAACCAGAUGAUGAAUCGCAUGCAGGCGCAGCCAGGGAUGAAUCAGUUUGGCCAGAUGAACAUGCAGCUGUCACCAAUGGGACCCCGGCAAACCCCUCCUCUUCAGCACCCUGGACAGCUAAGCCAGUCUGGGGCCAUGAACCAGAUGGGAUUUCCUUCACGUAUGCAGCAACCAGGAGUUGGCCAGCCUUCUGGUCAGAAUCAGUUUCUACAACAGACCCAGUUCCCUGCUUCUUCCCCGGGAAUGAACACAGCGAGCCUGCCUAUGACUCAGCCUGGCAAUCAGACACCAGUUUCUCAAGCACAAAUGACAAGUGCUUCCUGUCCUGUGAAUUCUCCUGCAAUGGCUCCAGGUUCUCAAGGGAGUCAUAUUCAUUGCCCACCUCUUCCACAGCCUCCCAUGCACCGAAAUUCUCCUUCUCCAGUACCUAGCCGAACCCCAACACCUCACCACACACCCCCAGGCUUGGGAUCACAGCAACAGCAGGCAGCAGCAGCUGCCACUACUGCACCUACACCUACUCCUCAGGCAAUGCCACCUGGACCACAGCCGCAAACUAUGCACCCCCCUCAAAGGCAGACUCCAACACCUCCACAGGCACAGCUGCCUCCACAAGUCCAGCCUCCAGUGCCAGUUACCCCUUCUGCAGAGCAACAGCAGCAGCCCUUGUCACAGCAGAGCACGACUGCAUCUGUUCCCACACCAACAGCACCGCUGCAGCCUCAGCACCCCACAACACCUCUUUCACAGCCAGGUGUAAGCAUUGAUGGGCAGGUAUCCAACCCCCCAUCCACCAGCAGCACAGAGGUGAACUCUCAGCAGACUGUUCCAGAGCAGCAGCAGCCACCCUUGCAGGAAGUGAAAAUGGAUAUUAAAACAGAUGAAGGGGAACCAGAACAGACAGAGCUGCAAAUGGAGGACAAAUCUGAGGUUAAAGUAGAACCGGUCGUGGAGGAGUGUAAACCAGACCCAAUGGAGCAAGAGGAGAAGAAAUCUGAAGUGAAGACUGAAGUGCCAGAGGGGGAAGAAAGACCUACCACUCCAGCAACGCAGUCUUCUCCGGCAGCUGGGCAAUCUAAGAAAAAAAUUUUCAAGCCAGAAGAGUUGCGGCAGGCGCUUAUGCCAACACUGGAGGCACUUUACCGUCAGGAUCCAGAGUCUCUUCCAUUUCGACAGCCUGUGGAUCCCCAGCUACUAGGAAUUCCUUUCUGUAGUAGUGUUUUGAUAUGCUGCGUAUUCUUCCAGGAUUAUUUUGACAUAGUGAAGAAUCCCAUGGACCUUUCUACUAUCAAGAGGAAGCUAGACACAGGACAGUAUCAGGAACCGUGGCAAUAUGUAGAUGACAUCUGGCUCAUGUUCAAUAAUGCCUGGCUGUAUAACCGCAAAACAUCCAGGGUAUAUAAGUACUGUUCCAAACUGGCAGAGGUGUUUGAGCAAGAAAUUGACCCAGUUAUGCAGAGCCUUGGUUAUUGCUGUGGAAGAAAGUUGGAGUUCUCGCCACAGACUUUGUGUUGCUAUGGCAAACAGCUAUGCACAAUCCCUCGAGAUGCCACUUACUACAGUUACCAGAACAGUUCACCCAAAUAUGGCCUUCUUGCUGACAGGUAUCAUUUCUGUGAGAAGUGCUUCAAUGAAAUCCAAGGGGAGAGCGUUUCUCUGGGAGAUGACCCAUCACAACCUCAAACCACGAUAAACAAAGAACAGUUUUCAAAAAGGAAAAACGAUACACUGGACCCUGAACUAUUUGUUGAAUGUAUAGAGUGUGGAAGAAAAAUGCACCAGAUCUGUGUUCUUCAUAAUGAGAUAAUCUGGCCUUCUGGCUUUGUCUGUGAUGGCUGCCUAAAGAAAACAGGACGAACCAGGAAAGAGAAUAAGUUCUCUGCUAAAAGGUUACCAGCUACAAGACUUGGUACCUUCUUGGAGAACAGAGUCAAUGAUUUCCUAAGAAGACAGAAUCACCCUGAGGCAGGGGAGGUUACAGUUAGGGUGGUACAUGCAUCUGACAAAACUGUUGAAGUGAAACCAGGAAUGAAAGCAAGGUUUGUAGACAGCGGAGAGAUGGCGGAGUCUUUCCCCUAUCGAACAAAAGCGCUUUUUGCCUUUGAGGAGAUUGAUGGUGUAGACUUGUGCUUCUUUGGGAUGCAUGUACAGGAGUAUGGCUCAGACUGUCCUCCACCCAAUCAAAGGCGAGUGUAUAUAUCUUACCUUGACAGCGUUCAUUUCUUCCGCCCUAAAUGCUUGAGGACUGCUGUCUAUCACGAAAUACUGAUUGGUUAUCUAGAAUACGUCAAGAAACUAGGAUAUACUACUGGACAUAUCUGGGCAUGUCCACCUAGUGAAGGAGAUGACUACAUCUUCCAUUGCCAUCCUCCUGACCAAAAGAUACCCAAACCCAAGCGACUGCAAGAGUGGUACAAAAAGAUGCUGGACAAAUCUGUCUCAGAGCGCAUUGUCCAUGAUUACAAG